AUGGAUCUAUUUCGAUAUGCGAAUGUUACUUGGCCUCGACGACGUAUACCUCGUGUGAUUCAUCAAACGUAUCGUACGUAUGCUAUACCUGCUAUUUGGAAUACAACGGUAAAAUCAGUGAUGAAGAUGAAUGCCAAUGAGUUUAAAUAUCGUCGAUGGUCUCACACAGACAUGGAUACGUUUGUUCGACAGCAUGAGUCUCACUUCUAUUGGAACACUUUUGUCAGUUAUCGAUACGAUAUACAGCGUAUCGAUUCGUUUCGAUACGUACUUUUAUUUCACUUAGGUGGUAUUUAUAUUGAUAUGGACAAUGCUUGUCAUCGUCCUUUCCGCGAAUUAGUAGCCACUAUGGAGGCACUCGAUCCACGCUCGACUCAUCUUGCUCUUUUUCCAGCUGCAGAAGUAUUCGGCAUUCAAAACAACUUCAUGAUUAGUACUGCUGGUCAUCCGAUAUACAAGCAGUUUAUUUCACGAUUGCAUCUGUUCAAUCAUAAUUUUCUCAUUUAUCAUGUCACUAUAUUACUUAGUGUUGGUCCACUCUAUGCUACAAUUCAAGAAUACUUUUUCAAACAGACAGACAAACAAGUUACAUCGUAUUUUAUGACAACAGCAAAAACAUUUUUCCACUGCACUGAUUAUGAUGCAUCGAUUAAAAUUUAUCCAAUGCUCACACCAUUGUUACGCGAAAUUAAUUCAGAAGAAUGA
This is a messenger RNA of Didymodactylos carnosus, 705 nucleotides long. The record is from the annotation of a GenBank genome assembly. Lineage: Eukaryota; Metazoa; Rotifera; Eurotatoria; Philodinida; Philodinidae.